Amoebophrya sp. A25 is the source of this 1231-nucleotide messenger RNA. Lineage: Eukaryota; Dinophyceae; Syndiniales; Amoebophryaceae. The record is from the annotation of a GenBank genome assembly.
AGCGACAAAAAUUGGGGAAGGACGUCGAAAUCAAUUGGCCCGAUAGAUUAACAUGUUCUAAUUAAGUCGUGCAAGUGAGACUCAUUGGAGGUCGAGGUCUACUACGUUCUACACGACUUUCAACGAGGUCUACUACGUUCUACACGACUUUCAACGAGGUCUACUACGUUCUACACGACUUUCAACUCGCAAAAAAUGGAUCCCUCAGUUGGAUUCGCCUUGUAUCAGCUGCCAGGGCAAGGCGCAGCAAAGAAGAAAAAGGUCCCCGAUAAAGCUCCAGAUCUGAAGAAGCUUAUGGAGGAACAAAGAGCAAAGACGACAGAGGUAUUUGUUCUACACUUUUUCCACUUUGUGCGACAGUGGUGGUACACUUUGUCCACUUGUUUUUAUAUCCACCAUAUUCACAGUUGUGAUGUCUAAUUUCAUGUCAUUUUCUUCAAAUAAAGUGACUUCUUUAUUCUUUUCAAAUGUUUUUAGGUGAUGUAUAUUUGCGGAAACUGUGGUGAGGAAGUGAGUUUGAAAGCCGCAGACAAUGUGCGGUGUCGAUACUGCGGUCAUAGGAUCCUGUAUAAAAAGCGAACGACGCAAGGCAUGAUGUAUGAAGCAAGGUAGGAUGUCCUAGACGCAAGGCAUGACGUAUGAAGCAAGGUGUGUGGAUGUCCUAUGACGCUGAUUUUUGGCUUUCAAGAUGGUCUGGGACGGACGCAGACGGACGCAAAAGACGUUUUUCUCCUACCGCCUCAGAGCAAGUAGGCUCCGCUUUAUGCAUCUUGCAAACCGAUCUUCGUUUUGAAUACUUCUAAUGAUACGCAUUCCUCGUACUAGUUCUUCAAGCACCAGCACGCUUGAACACGACUUACAACUCUUUUUUACCACGCAAUAUCGAGUACUUUUUCGCAUUUUUUUUCAACACCUGAAGGAGCGCAAUUGAAUUGGGGGAUGAAUAUCAAAAACAUGCUCUCACGACACGCGCACACGUAAUAAGAGUGAAUCCUUCUGCGCACACUUGAUAAAAAGAUGUUGGGAGCCAUCCACAUGCAACUGGCUUUCUGACGCUUCUGUAUCUAAGUACUUGAAGCCGCACUUGGACCCGGAUUUUCACUUGGGGACGGACAAAAAUAAAGCAACCUAUCCUACCUGAACUGGCUAGUUUGUGGAAAUGGCUAUCAUUUAUUGACUAGAAUAAACUUAAUAUAGUGAGUGAGCAGGACAGAGGGCAGGAGCGAGUGGG